AAGGAUAUCCAGACUCACUUAAAUGCUCUACUCCCACAUUAACGACUAAAUAUCGAUCUGGCAACCGAAAAUACAGGUAUACCUAAAAAAGCAAAUUAAGACUUCCCGUCGUCGGUUAUUUACCUUCCACCGGGUGUGUACACUCAGGACAGCCGGCAGUAUAUCUCCGUGUUAUCUCCUUCGCAGUUCAUGACGAAAGGGACCAGUCAAGUGCAGCGUUCUCGCUGUCACUCAGUACCAUCGUCACCCAGUUUAACUGUAUGCUCAUAUUAGACUAUUUUACAAAUUAAUUACGCUUAUUUCACUCGACUUUGCUUAAAAAGAACCUGGUUUAAAGCAAUAAAGUGUAAUGUUACCGUAUACGGUCGUGUGAUGAUUUUCGUGUGAUGUGCUGCGGACUCAUAUUGCGACAAAGUCGUAUAGUGUAAAUCAAUUACGGUACUUCGUUGAAAACGAAUGCCUUUCAUUCAUACGCUGUGAUAUAUUUUGAAAGUGCCUGAAUAUUCUUUUAAUUAAAGCCAGGUAGCUAAACAAUUCCAUAAAAUUUGCUAACAAUCUGGUAUUUAUUCAGAAAAUUUGAACUUACAUUUUGAUAAAAGUGUUUUGACUCUCUACAUUCUUUGAACGGUCGACAUUUCUAACCUAAAAAUAUUUGUCAUUAGGAAAAUGCAGUCGAAACUGUAAACAGACAUGCACUACCCAUCAAGUGUUCCCGUAAAUCUUAGACUAUUAGUGUACCCGAAAAAUAGCAAAACGGCUACACCGUAUCGGAAAAUAAGAUUUUUCGACCGGAAAUCCACGGAUCCUUUUCCAGCGUUAAGCGUGUUGCCUACCGACAUGGUGUCUUCCGAAAAGAGGUUAAAUUCGUGACGAUUAUGAAACUCUCGUUUGAUGUAAAAUAUCUUCACCUUAGAGAACCGUCCGGGUCCUGGGGAUGAAUCGGAACACUUUAUAUAGCCGCUACUUGCUUCUCGUAGUUUUCUCGCUGGUAGGUUUCCUUGUGUACUUGGACGCCAUCUCCUACAUUAAUCAAUUACUACGCCCUUAUUAUGGGCCCCGUUUGUUUUGCUACACUCUGCCGCAAGUCGACUCGAACACUCUGGAGAUCUCCGAGUACAAGGUGCAGCCGAACAGUAUUUUUUUCAUCGAAACUUCAUGCAGACACGGAUCACGGAUGGGUCUGACACCCAGGCAGGCUUGUGCCUAUGAGUCCGCGGCUAAAGCGCACCCAUAUUCAGAAAUACUGGUCCUUAUCCCGUCACAGAUUUCGUGGAAUGAGGUCCCACGUUGGGUCGCGGAACUCACCAAGAACCGGAACCUGCGAUUGUUGCGCGUCAAUGUUUCCAAGUACCUCGAGAAGACUCCUCUCCAAAACUUUGACUUCCUCUCGAAACUGGACGAAAGCUACUAUCCCGAGGCUCAUGCUGCCGAUGUCAUACGUCUAGUCACGCUGUGGAAAUAUGGCGGAACAUAUCUGGAUUCGGAUUUUAUCAUAUUCAAACCGGUAAAUGAUGUUCAGAAUUUUGUAGCUGCCCAAGCUGUGCUGGCUAAUGAUUCGAUCGCAAAUGGUAUUCUGAACUUCAAUGAUCACGGAAAACCUAUCCUCGAGGCAUUACUAAAAGAUCUGCAACCUAAUUUUCCGGGGGAAAAUUGGGGUGGAAACGGGCCUAUUCUCAUGACCAAAGUCAUCAGUAAAAUAUGCAACGAAUCCGAUACUAGGAACAUGACUCGAGAGAAGUGCGGGGGGCUCACUGUGUACCCGCCCCCUCCGAACUCUCCGUUCCUGACCGUGUUCUGGCGGGACUGGGAGCAACUCUUCAACGUGGACGCAGAGCAUGUUCCAGAGCUGAUGGCGAGAAUCGGCAAGGGACUCGCUUUGCACGGCUACAAUCACAUGAGCUCAGAUACACCCGCUAGUCAAAACUCGCCCUACAGCAUUUUUGCCUCCAAAUACUGCCCAGACGUUUAUUCAACCGUCGGAGGUCAUUUUUGAUCCACCAUGACAAAAUUAGUAGUAUUAGGUACUCAUACCCUAAGUAUUACAUCUCAUGUUUAUUAUUAUCGUUUUUUAUUUUGAAAACAUACAGAUCAGCUUGAAAUAAAAGAAUAAAAACAAAAUGGGAUCCGGCAAA
Molecule: messenger RNA, 2132 nt
Organism: Bemisia tabaci
Lineage: Eukaryota; Metazoa; Arthropoda; Insecta; Hemiptera; Aleyrodidae
Source: RefSeq, a predicted model, not a curated record